GACCAUUUAACACCACGUUCUCUCUAUCUUUCUAGCUAGUCAAGGACGCCCUCGAUGUUUUUAUACGUAUAGGUGUCGCGUAUAUACGGUUUAAUCAGACGGUGGCAGGUGGAUCGGCGUCAGAUCCGAUCAAGAUCGAAUGGCGGAGGACAAGUACAACCUGAAGAACCCGGCGGUGAAGCGGAUUCUGCAGGAGCUCAAGGAGAUGCAAUCUAAUCCUUCUGAUGAUUUCAUGAGCCUACCUCUCGAGGAGAAUAUAUUUGAAUGGCAAUUUGCAAUUAUGGGACCCCGCGAUACUGAAUUUGAGGGUGGAAUCUAUCAUGGACGGAUCCAGUUGCCUGCAGAAUACCCGUUCAAGCCGCCUUCUUAUAUGUUGUUGACUCCAAAUGGUCGUUUCGAAACCCAAACCAAGAUUUGCUUGAGCAUAUCGAAUCAUCAUCCUGAGCACUGGCAGCCAUCUUGGAGUGUGCGGACGGCAUUAGUUGCCCUCAUCGCAUUUAUGCCCACCAACCCAAAUGGUGCAUUGGGCUCACUGGACUACAAGAAGGAAGAGAGGCGAGCUCUGGCCAUAAAAUCUCGUGAAGCAGCCCCAACCUUUGGGAAUCCUGAACGUCAAAAGCUAAUUGAUGAGAUUCAUGAAUCCAUGCUAAGGAAGGCACCUGCUGUUCCUCAACUCAGCUCCUUAGAAGCUCCUAAACGACACCAUACAAACAGUGAGAGUGAAGCCCAGGCAAGUUCACAAGAUUCUGGGGCCAUGACCAUCAGCGAGGAGCUCCAAAAUCCACCAGUGGGUGAUAGAAUUGUUGAAGAAGUGCAUGAGGCUCCUGUAAAUGCUGAUUCCAGCCCCCCUGAAGUCAGGGUAUCAAGGGAGGUUUCAGCCAGGGUAUCCAGUGAUGAGCAGCCGCAAAAGCCUGAAAUUAGGGUUCAUAAACUGGCUGAUGAUCGCUUGUUUACAUGGGCUGCUGUCGGACUUACUAUUGCAAUUGUAGUUCUUUUGCUGAAAAAGUUCAUGAAAUCUAGUGGACAUGGUGCUCUAUUCACCGAUGGAUCAUAGAUUCAUGGAUGGCUUAAGUUGCAUUGACAACUCAAAUUAUGCAGUAAAGUAUUUGAAAUAUAUGUAUAUCCAUUCAAGAUUUUUGAUUAAUUUGGAAGAGCUUGUAACAUAUAUUAAGAUCCUCCUGAUAUACCUAGUUAUUGUAAUAACAUUCGAGCUACCCCUUUGCGUAUGUAAGCAAGGUUGGAAGUAUUUUCUUCGUA
Juglans microcarpa x Juglans regia is the source of this 1257-nucleotide messenger RNA. RefSeq names its product ubiquitin-conjugating enzyme E2 32-like. NCBI's taxonomy places the organism in Eukaryota, Viridiplantae, Streptophyta, Magnoliopsida, Fagales, Juglandaceae. The transcript is spliced from 5 exons. The record is from RefSeq and is a predicted model, not a curated record. The coding region runs from base 140 to 1054 and encodes 304 amino acids.